GCUGCUGGUGGUGAUUCCGACUCUCGGAGAGCAAUUACUGUGACGCAAUAACACCGUGAUUGAGAGAGUAGAAAAGAAGGGGGCGGAGCCUAACACUGUCGACAUAAUACGUAACCUCUUCCUUUUCCGGAUCUAUCUAUUUCCGUCUUACGGGGAAAGUAAGGAGGACCAAUCACAGGACCCAGGAGGAGCCGAACCCAUUCUUCCCUCCCUGUUUACGUGAUCGAGCGAGCGUUGCGUUUGGCUUCGAGGCAGUCCCGCGGAGUUCCGUUACCAUGACAACAGAAAAGCGCGGGAAAUCACUAUAAAUUGAAACUGAGGUAGCGCGCCAGGACACACAGAAGACCCUGUAAGAAAGAAGGUUUUCGCCAGGCCAGGUUCAGUGAGAGAGAAAAGAAAUGGAUUUAUCGACAGUCAGUAUUGAAGAAGUAAAGAAUGUCCUGCUUGAGAUGCAGAAAAUCUUAGAGUGUCCUAUCUGUCUGGAGUUGAUCAAAGAGCCUGUUUCUACAACCUGUGACCACAUAUUUUGCAAAUUUUGUAUGUUGAAGCUUCUCAGUAAGAAGAAAGGGCCCUCUCAGUGUCCACUGUGCAAGGACAACAUAACCAAAAGAAGCCUACGAGAAAGUACAAGAUUUAAUCAGCUUGUGGAUGGGCUGCUGAAAACCAUUCGUGCUUUUGAGCUCGACACAGGAUUCCAGUUUUCAAAUAGUCAGGAUUUUUCAAAAUGGGAGAAGAGGACUCCUGAGCCUCUAAAGAAGGAAGCUGCUAUCAUUCAAAGUAUGGGCUACAGAAACCGCACAAAAAGAUUCCGAGCCAGUGAACCAGAAAACCCAACAUCGGCAUCCAGUCUUGGUGUCCAGCUCUUUGACCUUGGCAUCAGAAAAGGUUCCCUGAGGAGGAAGCAAAAGAAAUGCGUUAAAAAUAAUGCUGUCUACAUUGAGUUAGGAUCCGAUUCUUCUGAAGAUGGUGUAAAAAAUGCAGUCUGUAACAGUGUGGAAGACCAAGAAUUGUGCCAAACCUCGCCACAAGGAACCAGACAUAAAGUCAGAUUAAAGCCCAGGGGAAAAGCUAAGUCUGAGUUACCUGAGGGGACCAUAAAGAGCCUGCAGCAGCAUCAGCCUGACACCGAAGAUGUGCAUGGCAUCGAGGAGAAUGCCACUGAGGGACAUCCAGACGAGUCUCAGGGUAUUUCUUCCUCGAACUUGAAUAUGGAGCCAUGUGGCACAGACACUCAUGCCAGUUCAUUACUUCCUAAAACCAGCAGUUUAUUGCCCAACACAGACAGAAUGAAUGUAGAAAAGGCUGAACUCUGCCAUAAAAACAAACAGCCUGCCUUAGGAAGGAACCAAGAGAGCAGUCUCGAUGAAAGUAAGGAAAUAUGUAGCCCUGGGAAGACCCCAGGUGCCUGUGAGCGGCAUGAGCUGAAUGACCAUCAUCUGUGUGAGAGGCAAGGCCUAGAGGAGAAGCCGCAGCACCCUGAGAGCCCUAGAGGUAAUCCUCAGAACUGCCUGUCUGGAACCAAACUGAAAAGCAGCAUUCAGAAAGUUAAUGAGUGGUUAUCCAGAAGUAGUGACAUUUUAGCCUCUGAUAACUCCAACGGUAGGAGCCAUGAGCAGAGCGCAGAGGUGCCUAGUGCCUUAGAAGAUGGGCAUCCAGAUACCGCAGAGGGAAAUUCUAGCGUUUCUGAGAAGACUGACCCAGUGGCUGACAGCACUGAUGAUGCCUGGCUACAUGUGCCUAAAAGAAGCUGUCCCAGGCCUGCAGAAAACAAUAUUGAAGAUAAAAUAUUUGGAAAAACCUAUCGGAGAAAGUCAGGUCACCCUAAUUUGAAUUAUGUAACUGAAAACUUGUUUGCUGAAGCUGUGGCUCCUGAUUCCUUGAUCCCUCUAGAGGCUCCCAAAAACACCAGGUUAAAGCGUAAAAGAAGGAGCAUAGCUGACCUGCAGCCUGAGGAUUUCAUCAGGAAGACGGACGUUCCAGUUAUUCACAAAACCCCUGAAAAGAAAAAUCACUCUGUUGACCAAAUUCUCAAAAGAGAACAAAGUGACCAAGUGAUGAACACGGCUAACAGUCUUCCUGAGCAGAAAGCCCUAGGUGGUCAUGUAGGGGAAGUGAAAGAUGUUCAGGUAUUAGAGCUGUUCUCUGCGGAGAAAGAAUCCACUUUCAGAACUGGAACAGAGCCUGUAGCUGGCAGCACAAACCAUGGGGAGCUUGAAUUAAAUAGUAGAAAUGCCAAAAUGACAAGAAAAGACAGGCUGAGGAAGAAGCCUUCAGCCAGGAUCGUCCGUGCUCUUGAGCUCGUAGUUGAUAGAAACCCAAGCUCUUCUAAUGAGAGUGAACUGCAGAUCGAUAGCUAUCCCAGCAGUGAAGAGAUAAGGAAAGGAACUAAUUCUGAACAGAAGCAAAUCAGACGCAGCAGAAGGCUUCGGCUGCUAUCAGAAGAAAUUGUGGUUGGAGCCAAGAAGGCCCAUAAGCCAGAUGACCAAGCAGAAGAAAGUUGUAUCAGUGAAGUUUUCCCAGAACUAAAAAUAGGAAACGUGCCUGCCUGUGCUACUGACAGUCUAACUACUGAUAGGGAUCAAGUGUUAGCUAGCUGCAGUUUCACAGAAGAAAGAGAUGAAAGGAGCCUGGAAGCAAUCCCAAGCAGCAAAGACCAAGAUCUGCCCUUGAAUGGAGGGGAGGGGUUGCAAGGUGAAAGAGCCCCAGGAAGCCUGGAGGCUUUGGAGGUUCCUGAUACUGAUUGGGACACUCAGGACAGUACCUCAUUGUUUCCAGCUGAUACUCCCCAAAAUUCAAAAGCAGGACCCAGUCCUCACAGAAGCCACAGUGAAAUAAUGGAAACCCCCAAGGAACUCUUAGAUGGUUGUUCAUCCAAAAACACUGAAAGUGACGAAGAAGAUUUGAGGAGCCUGAUGAGACAGGAAGUUAAAAAUGCCUCCAAGACAACCACAGAAAUGGAGGAUAGUGAACUCGACACCCAGUAUUUACAAAAUACCUUCAAACGUUCAAAGCGCCAGUCAUUUGCUCUGCGUUCUAGCCCAAGGCAGGAAUGUAGGAAACCCUCUGCUGUCCCUGGGACUGUAAAUCAGCAGAGUCCAGAUAACACCACAGAUUGUGGGGGCCAGGAAAAAGAAAAGCAGGGAAACAGAGAAUCAAACAAGCCUGUGUGGCCAAAGUCUGCAGUCAUGAGCUUAGCUGCGGCUUGUCAGACAGAGGAGAGGAAGCCAGGUGUUUAUGCCAAAUGUAGCACCACAGAAGUGUCCAGGCUUUGUCACAUAGCUCCAUUACAUGGUGUCAUUGACUGUGAACACAUUGCUGGAAACAACCAGGGAAUUUCGCAAGUUCCUGAUCAAAAACCAUCAGUUUCUCCAGCAAGGUCAUCUGCUAGUAAAACUAUAAAUACAAAAAACCUCCUGGAGGAAAGGCUUGAUGAACAGACCACAUGUCCUGAAACAGCUAUGGGAAAUGAAAGCUUAGCCCAAAGCAGCUUAAGUCCAGUAAGCCAAAGUAAUAGCAGAGAAUAUAUUUCUAAAGCAACUGACUUAAAUAGAUUUAUCAGCAUAGGCUCUAGUGGAGAAGGCAGUCAGGCACAAAAAGGUGAAAACAAAGAAUCUGAAUUAAAUACACAACCCAAAUUAAAGCUUGUGCAACCCCAAAUCUGUCAACAAAGCUUUCCUCAGGAUAAUUGCAAAGAGUCUAAAAGAAAAGGGAAGGGAGGAAAUGGAAAAUUAGCUCAGGCCAUCAGUACAGAUUCAUCUCCAUGUUUAGAACAAACUAAAGAGAGUACACAUUCUUCUCAGGUUUGGUCUGAGACUCCUGACUUGUUGGACAGUGAUGGUGAAAUAAAAGAAAACACUAGCUUUGUCGAAAGUGACAUCAAAGAACAAUCUGCUAUUUUUGACAAAGUUGGUAAAAAGUCUAGAAAAAGCUGUAGCCCUUUAGCCCAUAGAAAUCCCAGUUUGACUUGGAAAUCCCGAAGACAGGCCCGGAAACUGGAGUCCUCAGAAGAAGAUACCUCCAGUGAAGAGGGAGAGCUUCCAAGUUUUCGAGACUUAAUAUUUGGCAAAGCAGCAAGCACUCCCUCUCAGCCCACCAAAAAUAAAACUACUGCCAUAGAGCUUUCAGCAAACAAGGCAGAGGAGAAUCCAGCCUUCCUAAACAGAAAUAGGAUGAGUGCUAGCAAUCUUCACAUAUCAUCUAGGGAAGCAUCCCAGGAUGAUAAUUCCAGCCAAGAUUCUGAAUGUUCUGGUAGCUUAUUUUCUUCACAGUCUAAUUCAUUAGAAGACUUAACUGGAAAAGCAGAUGACAAGGAUUCUGCCUUGGUGUUUGGUUCUUCCAAACAAGGGAGAAGUCAGUCCAGAACCCAAGAAAUGCAGAGUGGCAGCAAGAUGCCCAAGGUUUCUCAAGAUGAGGGAGAAAGGGAAACUGACCUAGAUGAAGACCAUCACCUCAAGGACCAGGGUGUGGACGCAAAUUUAGGUGAUUCUGCAUCUGGGUAUGACAGUGAAACAAGCCAUCCUGGAGACAUUUCACAGCUAUCCUUUCAGAGUGAUAUUUUAACCACUCAGCAAAGGGACACCAUGCAAGACAACCUGAAAAAACUCCAACAGGAAAUGGCUGUCUUAGAGGCUGUCUUGGAGCAACAUGGUAGUCAGACCUCCAACAGGCCUACUUCUCAGGAACCUGGGCUGUGCCCUUCUGUGGACCAGCCAGGCUUGAAACAGACCAAAUCAGAAAAAGGAGCAGAGAAAACUGUUGAAUAUCACAAAAGCGAAAAUGCACAACGCCUUUCAGCAUACAACUCCCAAGCAUUUCCAGAGGAUUCCAGCAGUAAAAAUGAAGAACCAGGAGUUGAAGGGUCUUCCCUUUUGAAGUCCCAAAUGUUGAAUGGGGAUUGGAGCCUGCUUGGCCACUCCAGGAUUCUUCAAAAAGUAGAGUCCUCUUCUGAAGAGGGAAUCAGCAGGAUUGCCAUCCUGAAGGAAAAACAGCAGCGGCAACCUGAGGAACAAAGUGUGGUGGUGGAGCAGUCUUGUGUGCUGAAACCAAACCUCGAAACAGCCCCUGAGUCAGAAUCUGGAGUCAAAGUAUACCCUGAGAAGACCAAAUGCGGCCCCCAGGAAAAUAAGGAUACCACCCUAAGAAAUAUUCUUAAUCUGCCCACCUCAACUUCUGCACUGAGGUCAUCCCAGCUUCAGAUUGUAAAAAGCACCAACACUUCUGCUUCUAACACUCCUGCUCGCAGCGUGAGGGGGCAGCUGGAGGAGGCCUGUGCCUCAGAGAGGGUCAGAAAAGGAGGAACAGGCAUCCUCAGAAUGUCCUUUGUGGCAUCGAGUUUGACUCCCAAAGAACAUAUGCUAGUGCAGAAGUUUGCCAGGAAAACCCAGAGCACUCUAUCUAAUCAGUUUACUGAAGGGACCACUCAUGUCAUAAUGAAAACAGAUGCCGAGUUUGUGUGUGAGCGGACCCUGAAGUACUUCUUGGGCAUCGCAGGAGGGAAAUGGGUAGUGAGUUUUCUGUGGGUGGUGCAGUCUUUUAAAGAAGGCAAAGUGCUACCUGAGUGUGACUUUGAAGUCAGAGGAGAUGUCAUCAAUGGCAGAAACCACCGAGGCCCAGAGAGAGCAAGAGAAUCUCAGAGGGUGAAGAUCUUCAAGGGCCUGGAAAUCUGUUGCUAUGGACCAUUUACAGACAUGCCAACAGAUCACUUAGAGUGGAUGGUGCAGCUCUGCGGGGCCUCGGUAGUGAAGAAACCUUCCUCGUUGAGGCCCAGAGUGGGUUUUUCUCCAGUCGUGGUUGUGCAGCCUGACGCUUGGGAAGAUGACAGCAGUUUUCAGGGAAUCAGGCUGAUGUGCGAAGCACCCAUCGUGACCCGGGAGUGGGUGCUGGACAGCGUUUCCUGCUAUCAGCGCCAGGAGCUGGACUCCUACUUGAUGUCUCAGCCCUCCUCAGACUGCUGCUGAUCCCACCUGGCAGCAGGUAGAGGCGUGGUCUCCACGUAGCCUGCCGAGGCCGGCCCAGGGAGCCAGCCUCCCCGGGCACGCAUGGUUCCUUUCACUUGUCCUGUCCUUCUGCAGUCCAGAUUACAAAACAUUUUAUGUCAAUCAGCCUGGAAAGGGCUUCUGGAUAUAUGUAUGUGUGCCUUUUUAAAAGACUUUCUGCUUCAGUCUUCCUUUUCAAAUCUGCCUUGAGCACAAAAUGUAGUAAUUUGUCACCUGCAAAAGAAUUUAAAAGCAGAUUCUUCACAGAGAGAGAGAGAGAGAGAGAGCAAGAUGCUGAUUCAUUAUUUAUCACGACAGCCAUGUCCCUGUAUAUUUACUCCAGGGGAGCUUAGACACAUAGUCGUUUGUGAAAUCGACACCAGGUUUGGGGCUUAAGGUUUGGGCUUGCUCAGCCCCCGAGGAUCGUUUGUUCCCCUGGUUUAGCUGAUGUGGAUGGGGACGGGCUCAGAGCCUUCGUUGGAAGGAGACUUCCUAAGGAUCAGUGACGUGUCACUGGGCCGUGUGGAGGCAGCUCUUUGUUUCCUCAGCAUCCCGUGAAUUAUUUUAAAGAGAAUUUAGGGGGACAGAAAUGGCAUGGUUGAAAUUUUAGGGGUACAAUGUGCAGAAGUUUUGGAAAAACACCCUCCAAAAUCCGGCUUCUAGCUGGUUAAUCCCUAAAGAAACUCUUAGCACUGCUGUGCUGGGCCUAAAAGGAAUCACUUCUGUAAUUCACCCCUGGUAAUAAAUAAGAUAUUUAUGACCACAACUCUGAUAUAUAAUGUUAACUUAAAAAUAUAAGAUCUCUGAUAUAAAUAUUUCAUGUCUGUAAAAUGACAGAUCCCAAUAUGAGGGGUGAUAUUGCUUUCCUUGAGGUGAAAAAGAUGCUGAAUCACAUAGCUUCAUAAAUAAUUUUCCUUGCUGAAGAAAGAGAAAGUGUUUCCAUAAACUCAUUAUCCAAGACCAUUUAUAGCCAUUGGAAAGACUCGUUCUUCCCUAGAACUCCACUGUACCCAGGCAAUCAUGACUUGAUUGUGCAAAGUAUGUUUUGUAAAUAUUGUGAUCCUCAAUAGCAAAUAAACUUGAUGGCAAAUGCUUCUCCUAA
Messenger RNA from Vombatus ursinus (common wombat), 7077 nucleotides. It is a transcript of the gene BRCA1, whose product is annotated as BRCA1 DNA repair associated. Bases 399 to 5957 code for a protein of 1852 amino acids. Gene Ontology annotation, molecular function: zinc ion binding; DNA binding; ubiquitin-protein transferase activity. NCBI's taxonomy places the organism in Eukaryota, Metazoa, Chordata, Mammalia, Diprotodontia, Vombatidae. The record is from RefSeq and is a predicted model, not a curated record. Gene Ontology annotation, cellular component: BRCA1-A complex; nucleus; BRCA1-BARD1 complex. Gene Ontology annotation, biological process: chordate embryonic development; dosage compensation by inactivation of X chromosome; positive regulation of transcription by RNA polymerase II. The transcript has 23 exons.